Molecule: messenger RNA, 962 nt
Organism: Macadamia integrifolia
Lineage: Eukaryota; Viridiplantae; Streptophyta; Magnoliopsida; Proteales; Proteaceae
Product: 40S ribosomal protein S7-like
Exons: 6
Coding region: 164-742 (192 amino acids)
Biological process (GO): ribosomal small subunit biogenesis; translation; rRNA processing
Cellular component (GO): 90S preribosome; ribosome; cytosolic small ribosomal subunit
Molecular function (GO): structural constituent of ribosome
Source: RefSeq, a predicted model, not a curated record
CAGAUAAUAGGGUAAGAUAUCGCAUCGUGCUUUCUUGUCUUUUAAAACCUUCUACUCUGUUAGAACUAGGGUUUCUCUUUCGUAGUGCGAAGUGGGAAGUGAGCGUUCCUCCCAAGCUUAGAAGGCCUAGCUCCCACAGCGCUCAGGUAAGAGAUCUGCCAAGAUGUACACAUUCAGAAGGAAAAUCCAGAAAGACAAGGAUGCUGAGCCUUCGGAAUUUGAGGAGUCAGUUGCUCAGGCACUCUUUGAUUUGGAGACUUCCAGCACGGAGCUGAAAAGUGACUUGAAAGAUCUUUACAUAAAUUCAGCAGUUCAGAUGGAUAUUUCUGGGAAUCGGAAGGCCAUUGUAGUCCAUGUUCCCUACAGACUGAGGAAAGCUUUCCGCAAGAUUCAUGUUAAGCUUGUAAGGGAGUUGGAGAAGAAGUUCAGCGGGAAGGAGGUGAUAGUUAUUGCCACUCGAAGGAUCUUGAGACCUCCAAAGAAGGGUUCUGCUGUUCAGCGACCUCGCAGCCGCACACUAACUGCUGUGCAUGAUGCUAUGCUUGAGGAUGUUGUUUAUCCUGGAGAGAUUAUUGGGAAGCGUGUCAGAUACCGUAUUGAUGGGUCCAAAAUAAUCAAGAUUUACCUGGACUCGAAGGAGAGGAACAACACCGAGUACAAGCUUGAGACAUUUGCAGGAGUUUACCGGAAGCUUUCAGGGAAAGAUGUUGUGUUUGAGUACCCAGUUACCACCGAGGCAUAAAAUUCCAUAAUACUGCAUUGUCAUUUAUCUCUAGCUUGCUAUGCUGCUUUUUAGUUUAUUUUAUUUUUCUUAUUAGGUAUUGAAUUAAAAUUUUGUCCGAGCAUUCAAGCUCGUUUUGGUUCAGGAAGCGUGAUGGAUGGUAUUGUUUUCUGAAAGUUGAGACUAUAUGUUCUUGUCGUAGACUAAAUUUUUUGUUUCGAGGAAAGUUAAUUUGCUUAAA